Molecule: messenger RNA, 2655 nt
Organism: Drosophila willistoni
Lineage: Eukaryota; Metazoa; Arthropoda; Insecta; Diptera; Drosophilidae
Product: ATP-binding cassette sub-family C member 4-like
Exons: 2
Biological process (GO): transmembrane transport
Cellular component (GO): membrane
Molecular function (GO): ATP binding; ABC-type transporter activity; ATP hydrolysis activity
Source: RefSeq, a predicted model, not a curated record
AGAAAAUGCCGAAAAUACAAUCUCAAAAACGGAGGAAUAACCAAAAAACUUAUGUCAACAGUUCUAAAUAAAAUCAAUAUCUUGCGAAUCGUUUUUUACUGCUUUUCAUUCAUGUUUGACAUAGGAAAGUGAUCUUUUAAUUUGCAUUAUGAUCCCGAAAGCUAAUAUCUUCGGAGUUUUUGGUUCCCGCGAUAUAGAUUCGGCAUAGGAUAGAUAAAUUUUAAAUUAUAGUCCAUAGAAUUUCUAGAUCUUCUUCCUUUGAUUCGAGCUAAUUGUUAGUUAUCCUCUGCAAUAAAUGAUUUACGACCAAUAUUUUAUAGUUUUUCCCAAUGACCUGUCCCUGGUCACGUUUAAUGGAACCAGAAUUAUGUGGUGUCAUCUUUAAGCUUUGUGUCUAGAGUGUAUUUGAUAGGACUGACUACUACAAAUAUUGAUAAGAUAUUGGCCCUGGUAAUUGACAGUUCUAAUCACAUUGAUUUUUUUUUUUGUAGCUGGAUGCGUUCGAUGUUCCGUAAGGGACGUCAUGACCAAUUGGAUGCAAAUGAAUUGUACGAACAUUUGCCCAGUUUCGAUAGUGAAUCUCUGGCCGAGGAUUUACAACCGCAUUGGGAGAGGGAGAGACAACGCAAGAAACCCAAUGUGCUGCAUUUAAUAUUUAAAGUAUUUGGCUGGCAAUUUGUUCCAAUUUGUGUCCUAUAUUCCGCACUAGAAAUAGCCAUACACGCCUUUCAACCUCUGUUGUUGGGAGGAUUGAUCUCAUACUUUUCCCAGGGUCAGACGAGCAUAAGCAAAGAGAGCGCCUAUCUCUAUGCCAUGGGAAUUGUGCUCUGCUCUUUGGUGACCUCACUGGUGUUCCAUCCGUUUAUGUUCUAUGUAUUUGCGCUGGGCACAAGAAUACGUCUGGCGUUCGCUGGUCUGGUCUAUAGGAAAUGUUUGCGGGCCUCUGUGAGCAGUGGUGAGAGCCUGGGAGCUUUGGCCAUUUCCGUAAUGUCCAUUGACCUGCCGCAGUUUGAUUUGACCUUUUACUUCUUUCACGAUCUGUGGAAGGGUCCAGUGGAGGCUGUGAUAUUCGGUUAUAUAAUGUUUGUGACAGUCGACUGGACAGCAAUUAUAGGAAUCGCAUUCAUUGUAUUGCUCAUUCCCCUUCAGGCCUGGGCAGCUAAGGCGGCCACACAUUUCCGUUCCCUCUCGGCGGAGCAUCGUGAUGAGAGGGUUAAGCGGAUGAGCGAGAUUAUAAGUGCCAUUCAGGUGAUCAAAAUGUAUGCUUGGGAGAAAUCCUUUGGCCGCCUCAUAGCCGAGGUGAGGAAAUCGGAAGUGCGAGCCAUACGGGGUUCCGUCAGCAUCUAUGCGGGACUCCAGUGCACCAAUAUGAUAUCCAAGAUUUCACUUUUCCUCAGUCUGAUUGCCUAUGUGUAUACGGGAGAAGUGGUCACGGCCCGCAAGGUCUUCAUACUCUCCUCGUAUUAUAGUCUUCUCAAUGAUUCGUUGCUCCAUUUUUGGCCCUUGGCUGUAACCACUUGGGCCCAGACUUUGGUCAGUGCUCGUCGUGUUGUGGAAUUCCUGAAGCAAACGGAGAAACCAUCUACGGAAGGUUGUUGUCGGGAUAAUCCUGGCCUCAAACUGGACUCGGAUGUGGAGAAACCAUCACCUUAUGGACGUCGUCAUUGCACCAAAAGUGAGGUGAAAUCCCUUAGCUUUGCUGCAGUCAGCGCCAGUUGGGAUAAAGCUUCUGUUCAGCAACGUCGUCGUUGUCACCUUGAGAGCAUUAGCUUUGCCAUCAAAGCGGAUCAAUUUGUUGGCAUUGUUGGCAAUGUGGGAUCGGGUAAGACUACCCUGCUUCAUGCCAUAUUGGGUGAACUGGAGCUACUUGACGGACGUGUGGAGAUACAUGGAAGGAUCAGUUAUGUUGCGCAACAGCCUUGGGUAUUCCAGGCCAGCAUUAGGGAGAAUAUUUUAUUUGUAGAGACCUUCGAUGAGGAACGCUACCGAGCAGUUUUGCAUGCCUGCCAAUUGGAGCGGGAUUUGUCCCUAUUGCCACAUGGAGAUGCUACCAUAGUGGGUGAGCGCGGGAUCAGUCUUAGUGGUGGUCAAAAGGCCCGCAUCAGUUUGGCUCGAGCUGUGUAUAGACAGGCGGAUAUCUACAUCUUUGAUGAUCCCUUAGCUGCCGUUGAUGCCCAGGUGGGUAAGUUGCUAAUGGACAAGUGUUUUUAUCGUCUGCUCCAUGGUAAAAUGCGGAUUCUGGUCACGCAUCAUGUGCAGCUGCUAAAGGAUGUCGACCAUUUGCUCCUGAUGGAGUCGGGUAGGCUAACCCAGCAGGGUUCCUAUGAGCAACUCAAAGAUAUCAUAAGUCAACAUGCUGCUCUGGAUCUGGAGGCAAUUGAAGCAGAUAAAGUCCAAGUUAAACGGGUCCUGAGUCAAGUGGAUCGUACAUCCAAGCAGCUAAGUGUAGAUGGAGCCAAUCCCGACGAUCCCAACGACGAAGCCUUUGCCGAACAUCAAGAGCAGGGGGCCGUCUCCUUUGCCACCUACAAGGCCUAUUUUCGGGCUAUGAAUGCUCCAUUGAUGGUCAUCGUGGUGUUUCUGCUGUUCAUUUUGGCCAGAGCCUGUCAAGCGGCCAUGGAUAUAUUCAUCUCACGCUGGGCCACUUGGGAGGAG